Pseudoliparis swirei is the source of this 5213-nucleotide messenger RNA. Its product is annotated as HMG box-containing protein 1-like. The record is from RefSeq and is a predicted model, not a curated record. Lineage: Eukaryota; Metazoa; Chordata; Actinopteri; Perciformes; Liparidae. Gene Ontology annotation, cellular component: nucleus. Bases 1145 to 2842 code for a protein of 565 amino acids. Gene Ontology annotation, molecular function: RNA binding; protein binding; RNA polymerase II cis-regulatory region sequence-specific DNA binding. Gene Ontology annotation, biological process: regulation of transcription by RNA polymerase II. The transcript has 10 exons.
UGUUGUUGUUGCACAGUUACUUAUGCUAUGUAUUUCUUAAAUACUUAUUAUUACAAAGCAUCUUUUACCUGAGUAGUUUUAGGCCACUUUACCUGUGUCUAAAUGAGAGGAGGCCUAUAAUUACGGCCUCACCCUUCACCUUGCUUGCAGCAGUGACACAUGUAUAAUUACACAAAAGGGUUUAUUGAAGGGAAUCACAGGUGUUAUCCAAGGGUUACAAACACGUGUCUGAAAACACAGCCGAAGGCCAUUUGCUCUCUGUCCUCUGACCUCUCUGACUUGACUUAAACUACCUGUUGUACUCGUUGUCUUGGAUGUGUGUGAACUGCGCUGAAGGCGGUUUGUCUACUUGUCUGCUGCUUUCGUGUUUUUUCUUUCCUCCCACGUUUUUCAUGUUUGCAUUCCGGCUUAAAUAUGGAAACGGGACAAUGAACAUUUCAGCUGGGUUGUCUCAUGUUAUUAUUAUUUUGUUGUUAUUGUUUUAAAAUAAUAAAUACAAAUACACGGUAUAGACAUAAAGCACAUAAUCUGAAUACAUAUAUUAACUUUUAUAACAGAUUCAAGGUCCAGAUAGUACAACACAUUAAAAUAUAAUAAAAUACAUACAACAUCACAAGUAAAAAACAACAAAGAACUGCACAUGCUUUAUAAAUAGACAGCUGUACCAGUGCCUCCACAGCUGGGACUGGUAUCGUGUAGUGCUGCAUUUUAUAUUUGAUAAAAACAUGAUCUCAUUUUCGAAGUCAUCAACCCGGCAGAUACACUUGUGCAUUAGUUUUCUUAAAACCGUGUUGAAUGUCUUGGCUCCUAAAAUAACAACGGGGAUUUAUGAAUAGACCAGAGUUAUAACUAUGUAUAUUAAAUGAUGUUUUUCAAUUCAAUUCAGUUUAUUUUGUACAGCCCAUUUGACCACUUAGUGAGACAGGAAUAUAACACUUCCUACUAACCCUUAAGUCUUUAGGACUAAAAACAAGAAGCUUGACUUUGCUUAUCAUGCAAAAAUACAAUGUUCAACAAACAGGAGACCAGAUGUUUGUUUGUUUUCCUCUCUUUUUGUGGAGCCAUCUUUCAUCGUUUUAACCCACCCGUGGGUUUAUUGUUGUGGUGAGAACUGUGACGAGCACGAGCUGCACGGAGCCGACCAAUGAGGAUGAGGGAGGCCGCGGGUCUGACCAAUGGGAGCGCUGAGGACACGGUGUUUACACCCGCCCCCUUUCCCGUACAAGGCGACUGUUUGGUUCCCGCGAUGGUGUGGGAGGUGGUGACCCCCGCGGCGCUGUCCGCUGACCGCACGCGGCAGAGCGCGCGGCAUUCAGAGCCCGAGGGCGAACACGCAGAAGUGAUGAUGGACGAGUCACAUGACCUGUUCCGCUGUGAGGAGCGCCUCUCCUCCCCCGGCUUCCCCACCAGUGACAGCCACAUGGAAUACGACGACCUCCCAGACCUGCAGGAGGUUCGGGAGGAGGCGGAGCCAGCGGCGCCCCUCGUCUACCAGGUGGACGUGGGCGUGUCCCACCAGGAGCGGCCUCCGGACACACACUGGCUCACCCAGCUGGCUCACAUCGCCACGGGCCCUCAGAGCCCCCUGCUGCGGCGGGGGCCCCUCAGCGUUGGAGCCGGCCUCUCCAGCACCAGCAGCAAUCUACAUUCCUACGCCCGGCCUCCUCCCCCUAGAGGUCACGGCAGGGAGCGCCGGAGCACCAGGAAGAGCAGCGAAUGCGGCUCUGCGGUGUCGACCAGAUCCUCUCUGUCCAACGAGGAAGACAUGGGCUGGAGCUUCUCCUGUCCACCCACGGCCUGGCACUGCUUUCUUAAAGGCACUCGUCUGCGUUUCCACCGCGGCGCCGACGUGGAGUGGCGGGACGUGGAGGGCCUGGACUCAGCCGAGGAAGACUCCGGCGAUGAGGAGCGGUCCGGGUCUCUGAAGAGUUAUGGCUGCGAGGGUCUGCAGCUGGUGGAGCAUUCAGAGACCGUGCUGUCCGGUCAGGCCGUCCUCCAGCUGACCUUUGACCCCGGCGCAUUCGGCCACGCCGCCAUGACGGCCCGGUGCCAGCUGGACCACCCCUUCUACGUGAAGGAGAAAGGUCGGAGCCGCCAUGACGGAGGAGACGUGGUGGAACGCGGCCCCUCUUUCACUCUCUCUCCAUCCUUUGCUUUCUCCCGGUCAGGCUGGUCGUCAUUUCACCCGAGCUUGACCGUGGUGCAUUAUGGGAUACCGUGCUACGAGAUGGAGGCGGGAGACGUGUGCCUCCCGCCGGGACACAGGGACGCCAAACACGCCGACAACUCGCCGGUGCUGGACACGUUCAGGAGUUACGCCUUCACUCCUCUGGACUCCUCUGCCGUCUACGUGCUGAGCAGCAUGGCGAGGCGGCGGCGCGCCUCUCAGUCCAGCGGGGGCGCCGCUUCUCCCGACAGAGAGCCGGCGGCGCCGGGCCGCGGUCAGCACGCCGCCCCGAGGAACGAGAAGAGAGGCGCGGGAACCAAGAGAACGCUCUUUGGACCCGCAGCCUCCCGCUCUCCUCGGCGCAAGCCGACCGAAAGCCGGGAAGCCGGCGCGGCGGGAAGCGGCAACGCCGCGGCCACGCCCACUCGGUGCAAGCGGCCGAUGAACGCCUUCAUGCUGUUCGCCAAGAAGUUCCGGGUGGAGUACACGAGGACGUCCCCGGGCAAAGACAACAGGGCGAUCAGCGUCCUCCUCGGCGAGCGGUGGAAGAAAAUGCGAAGCGAGGAGCGGCGGACGUUCACCGUUGAGGCCAAAGCCCUCGCCGACGAGCAGAAGAGGAUCAACCCGGACUGCUGGAAACGCAAAAGAACCAACUCUGGCUGUCAGGGAAAUUAAGGCUGCAGACAGGAAGUGCAAACAGUCUGUAGGAGAGCACACACACACACACACACACAGACACUCACACACACACACAGACACUCACACACACACACACACACACACAGACACUCACUCACUCACUCACACACACACACAGUGAGGAGGCCACACGGUAUACAGAGCUCUGUUUUUCUCUUUUUGAGCCUCUCAACGCCUCUUGCUUUUUUAAAAGGUGCUGUAUGUGAAAACACAUUUGAGGUGGUUAUAGAAGCUCUAAAACACGACGACGUCGUUCCCCAAACGCAACGACGAAGCAGGUCAACCGGGUUCGUUCCUCAGGGCCGGAGGUCGUCCCUCCAUCAUCACGAGCUGGAGCCGGGUGGAGGGCGUGGCGUGUAGCAUCCGAGGUAAAGGAGACCGUGUAGCUAUGUUCCCAAAAUUAUAUAUUAUAUACAAAGACAUAUUUUAAAGUAUUUUCAUGCCUGUAUUACUUGCAUUUGCACAAGACUAUAUAUUUUAACCUUGCUUAUUUUAGUGUAAUUUAUCAUGUAAUGUUUAGUUACUAAACAAAUUGUACGCCAUAAAUUCUCAAAUAGCGGCUCAGGAGCCACGGGUGUCGCCAAAGGGAACGAAGCGGAGAUCUUUAAGAGAGAAUCAGGCCUUUUAUUAAUAGUUAUUAGUUUAUUAGUAUUAUAUGUCUAACGUCUGCAACUUAUUAACUAUUUUACCAUAUUUUCCAAACAUUAAAUCAAUAUCAAGCCGUUCACAGGAGGACGAAUCCUUUCACUUUGCCCCCAAAGGCUUUUAUUUUGAAAAAGGAAAGAAUUGAUGAGUUUUCCCCAAUGGUUUUAUUUUGAAAGUACAAUGAAAGAAUAUUUUUAAGGACAGAAUUAAUGCAGUGCUGAAUUUUCCACGAAAGGCAUAGUCCUCUCGGUGCAAUAACUUUGUUUUAUGGCUUUUAUUUGAUAAUUGUAUGUAUCGUCACAGACGAUAUCAGACGUCUCAUCACACCGUCAGCCGUCAGUCACAACGCAUGCUAGCAUCCCCGUGUGCCAUAAUACCAUGUCUUAUCUGCGUUAUAAUAUAAAUAACAGUAUAUUCAUGUAUAAUCAAAGAGGCCGUGAGACAGCUGAGGCCGGAUGGAGCUUCGCAACUUCCAGAAGGAGGUCGUUUUAUUCAGUUCGUCUUGUUCCCUGAUGAAAUCAGACCGUGGUUGUUAGGCCCCGCCCCCUUUGAGUUUUAUCUUUAUCGCCAAUAAGUUUUCAUAUUUGCUUUCACUUGAUGUUAGAAAAGAGGAAUAGAUAAUAGAACUAUUUGGAUGAUGGGGCCGUGUGAGGAUCCUAGACUGAGGAGGCGGGACAAGGUCAAAAAGGUCGACGGGAACUUAUCGCCAUAAACGUAAUAAUUGUAUAUAAAUCAGAAAUUUUACAAAAAAAUAGGAUGCUUCCUUCUUUUUUAUUUUUUUUUUACAUCUAGUCUCAUAAAAGAGCACAUUUGGCUCAGGUGAAUGAAGUCUACAGAUAAUUGGGGGACUUUUUGGACAUUGUGGUUAAACAUUAUAAUAAACAUGAGCAAAUAUAUUAAUGUUGAACAUCAAAUUAAAGAAGACAACUUGGGCUAUAAGAAUCAUUCAGCCAUUUCAACACAACUCAAACACCAACUGAAAUAACAAUUAAAAUAUCAUAAUCAUAAUUUUGUCAGGAGUCGGCCCACUCGGGAAACGUUUCCGGAACUAAUGACGUAGCUCCGUGCUAUCGUAGAAUAUGAGUUAGAAAGCAAGAGGACUUCACACAGAUUCUAAAUAUCUUUCCAGAAUCCUUCUGCGCCAAAGCAUCACGGAGAUAUGAGCCAAAGAACACAGCCACAUUAAUCGCUUCAUAGCCUCACAGCCAGCAAAUUAAACUUACUUUUGUAGUUUUGAAGAAGAAAAAACUAUUUUCUCCCAGAGAUUCAAGCUGGCAUGUGUUCCGUGUGUGUGUAUGUCCCUUUAAAACAAAGAGGGCUGUAUUCAUACGAGAAAAAGCCAUAAACAUUGCAUGUAAUUAAAACCACUACGAACAUAACUGCACGUGGUAGGGAUGUGAGUGAGAUGGACGUCUAUUUGGGCUUUUAAGUGCUGGACCCGUGGGCGCUCAUCACCUCAGAACGAGGUUUAUUCUUAAUGCACUAUAUACACUUUAUCUCACGGGACUGCUACAGUACAUGUGUCAUGACAAACAUUCAUAUGAUUAUAUAGAAAUAUAUAUUUUUUUGCUUUCGACGUAAUCCUUGUUAACCUUUCAUGACGGGGUGCGUUGAUUAUUUAACAUUGUAUUUUGAGUAUCGUGUACAGGAGAGAACAUGCAAUACAGUGUAUUAUAAUAUAUAUAAAAUCAUGAUAAACCUG